AUGUGCAAGCAGGUCUUGACGGUUGGCUUCUUUUCGUCGAAGCUGCAGGUAGCCGCCCGCGAGCUUCAGAUCAGUCAAGUUCGUAAUGAUCGGCGGAUUGAAGUGCUCGACGCGUUUUUGGGUCCAGAAAAUUGCAUCGAACGAGAUGAACUCUGGGAGUCGGAACGUGAGGCCAUUGUGGACACGUCGCGAAGUGUACGGUCGGCACUGGGCAGCAAAGGGCCGAAGGCAAUGUAA
This is a messenger RNA of Penicillium verhagenii, 237 nucleotides long. RefSeq lists its product as uncharacterized. Bases 1 to 237 code for a protein of 78 amino acids. The transcript is spliced from 2 exons. NCBI's taxonomy places the organism in Eukaryota, Fungi, Ascomycota, Eurotiomycetes, Eurotiales, Aspergillaceae. The record is from RefSeq and is a predicted model, not a curated record.